Messenger RNA from Lactuca virosa, 507 nucleotides. Lineage: Eukaryota; Viridiplantae; Streptophyta; Magnoliopsida; Asterales; Asteraceae. The record is from the annotation of a GenBank genome assembly.
CGUAUGCAUUUUUGCAUAUAACACAGGGUGCUCUUGCUCUUGUGGUUUUUGUUUUCUAUUUUGAUCGCCAUUUCCUUCACAUUCAACUGGAACCAUCGCCACUAAGCAUUGUCGGAGCUCAUGGAAGAUUUGUUACUUAAGAAAUGUGUGCCAUGUGACAAGAAGGAUUUGAGCCCCAUGAGGGAGGAAACUGCCAAUAGGUUUAGACUCCAGGUGCCCAAAUGGGAGUUGGUAAGUGAUGAUCAUGGUGUAAUGAAGUUGCGUAGGAAAUGGAAAGUAAAAACUUUCCUUCAAGGAUUGGAGUUUUUUAAGGUUGUUGCAUACUUGGCUCAAGCAGAAGACCAUCAUCCAGAUCUGCAUCUCGUUGAUUCUCUCAACAUAACAAUCGAGUUAUGCACACAUGCUUGUGGUGGACUCACGGAGAACGAUUUCAUACUUGCUGCAAAGAUUGACAAAUUACCUCUUCAACAGUUCCUUAGGCAUAUGACUAACUUUCUUUCCUGUUAA